Molecule: messenger RNA, 534 nt
Organism: Candidozyma haemuli
Lineage: Eukaryota; Fungi; Ascomycota; Pichiomycetes; Serinales; Metschnikowiaceae
Product: TRAPP subunit
Exons: 1
Coding region: 1-534 (177 amino acids)
Biological process (GO): endoplasmic reticulum to Golgi vesicle-mediated transport
Cellular component (GO): TRAPP complex
Source: RefSeq, a predicted model, not a curated record
AUGGAGGUCUACAGUCUACUUAUUCUCAACAAGGCAGGUGGCCUUAUCUACCAGAAAGACCUUAACCCUAAGCUUUCCAAGCUCUCUGCUAAUGAUUACUUGGUGCUAGCUGGUACGCUCCAUGGAGCCCAUGCUAUUGCUACAAGACUUAAACCAGAUGGGUCUAAGUCUUCUCAUGAUGAUCCUCAUACGGUUAACAGCAACAUUUUGGUUUCUGGGAAAGCUCACACGCCGAAUGUGAAUAAGCUGGGGCUUGCCAAUAUCGAUACUGAUCUAUUCAGCUUAUAUGUGUUUCAGACAUUGACGGGAGUGAAAUUUAUUAUUAUAACGUCGCCUGUGGGCGCUGUGACGGUUACUCAGGCUGGGUCGCCUUCGGCGCUGCAGAAACAGCUUGAGGUGGCCAGCAAUAUCUAUAAACAGUGUUACAUGUACUAUUGCGAUUACGUGAUGAAGGAUCCGUUUUAUUCUUUGGAUAUGCCUAUUAAGAGCUCGAUGUUUGAAUCGAAGGUUGUCAGUCUCGCCGGUGCCAGGUAA